Messenger RNA from Setaria italica (foxtail millet), 981 nucleotides. RefSeq lists its product as uncharacterized. NCBI's taxonomy places the organism in Eukaryota, Viridiplantae, Streptophyta, Magnoliopsida, Poales, Poaceae. The record is from RefSeq and is a predicted model, not a curated record. The transcript has 4 exons. Gene Ontology annotation, molecular function: nucleic acid binding. Bases 1 to 981 code for a protein of 326 amino acids.
AUGGCAGCCUACUGCAACGAAGUCCGUAAGCUCGAGGACAAGUUCGACGGGUUAGAGCUCAACCACGUCGCAAGGCGCUUCAACGAAGCCGCUGACGAGCUGGCGAAGGCGGCGUCCGGCCGAAUGCCCGUCCCCGACGGCGUUUUCGUUAGCGACCAGUUGAAGCCUUCAAUCCGUUAUUCGGAACCAGCAGGGGUCGGUGAAGCACCCUCGGCCCCGGGAGCCGAUCCAUCCGACCCCGUGGUCAUGGAAAUCACGGCAGACCCCGUGGUGGGGGCCGACCCCCCGAUCAACUGGAGAGCCCCGUACCUCGACUACCUUGUCCACGACACGCUCCCGGCAGACAAAACAGAGGCCCGCAGGAUCGCGCGCCGCGCCAAAUCCUUCACCAUCAUCGACCAGGAGCUCUACAAGAAAAGUCACACUAGGAUCCUCCAACGCUGCAUCCCGAUCAAGCAGGGAAAGGCACUGAUCCAGGAUAUCCACGCCGGGGCUUGUGGUCACCACGCCGGGCCAAGGACCCUCGUGGGCAACGCCUUCCGACAAGGUUUUUACUGGCCAACCGCGGUCGCGGAUGCUACCCAGGUAGUCCGCAUCUGUGAAGGAUGCCAGUUCUUUGCCCGCCAAACUCACCUGCCCGCGCAGGCGUUGCAAACCAUCCCCAUCACGUGGCCGUUCACGGUUUGGGGGCUGGAUCUCUUCACCGGGAAGAGAUUCCUCCAAUUCUGCGACGACCACCACAUCCGAGUGGAUUGGGCGGCAGUGGCGCACCCCCGCACGAACGGGCAAGUCGAGCGAGCCAACGGCAUGAUACUCCAGGGUCUCAAGCCACGGAUCUUCGACCGCCUUAAAAAGUUUGGCGGACGGUGGGUUGCGGAGCUUCCCGCAGUCCUCUGGAGCUUGAGGACGACCCCCAGCUGGGCGAUGGGGUUCACCCCGUUCUUCAUGACCUUUGGGCGCAAAAAAGAAAAGGAUGCGUGA